Molecule: messenger RNA, 1221 nt
Organism: Lodderomyces pseudojiufengensis
Lineage: Eukaryota; Fungi; Ascomycota; Pichiomycetes; Serinales; Debaryomycetaceae
Exons: 1
Coding region: 1-1221 (406 amino acids)
Source: RefSeq, a predicted model, not a curated record
AUGAUUAAUGACAAUAUUCAUAAUAAUGUUCAAUUUACUCCUUCUGCUUCUUCAAGCGGUGUGGGAGAAGAAUCUUCUGCUGGCUUGAAGAGUAUCACUUUUAAAUAUAUUAAACAAGAGAUGGAUGCUGUUCAUUCAAAUUUUGAUGAACAGUUUAAAAAUAUAUCUCAAUUUGUUAAUUUACAAGUUGCUACAGCAGAAGGAUCAGGAAGACAAGAAGGUCAAGAAAUUGAAAAAGCUAAUAACUAUGAAAAGAACAAUGUAGAUAGAAAAUCAUCAUCAUCAUCAUCACUUGAUAUUAUGUCAACUCAAAAUAAUGAAGAAUUAAAUGAUGAUGAAUUAGACAAAUUUAUUGAUAUUCCUAAUUUAAUAUCAGAUAGUGAAUCAGAUGAAAUUAAAACUGUUUCUACUAAUUAUGAUAUUAGUUAUUGGAAUGAACAAAGAUCUUUACAACCAACCCCAGCAACAAUUCAAACAUCAUCAGUUGCAUCUCCAACUUCAAUUUCAUCUCCAACUCAACAACAUCAACAAUCACAACAGCCACAAGCAAUUAGAAGUGUAGUACCUCCAAGUACGAACGAAAUACAAAUUAAGAAAGAAAUCAAUGAAAGUUUAAAUUAUUCAUUAAAUAAUUUAAAAACUCAACAAAUAACUCAACAACAAUUUAAAUAUCAACGUAAUCAAUUAAUGAUUAUAAUAGUUAAAUAUGUUGCAACAAAAAUUUAUAAUACUUUCCCACCAAAUCCAACUAAAAAUUCAAAUGAAUUACCAUUAGAUAAAUUUUUAUUAUUAUUAACAAGUAGAUUAAAAAUUUCAUUAAAUUUAUUUUUAAAAUCUAUAAUUUAUUUAUUUAGAUAUAUGGAUAUUAUAUAUUUAUUAAGAUAUUUAAAUCAAACAAAUAAUUUUGUAAAUUAUAAUGAUAUGGGAUUUGAAUUAAAAAAAUUAAUUAUUGGAUGUUUUAAAUUAACUAUUUUAAAAGAAAAUAAGAUUUUAAAACAAACCCAAGCUCAAAAAUCAAAAAAUUUAAAACAAUAUAAAAUUUUUAAUGGUAAUGAAGGAAUUUAUAAGAAUUUAAAUUGGGAAAAAAUUACUGGAUUAAAAAAUCAAGAAAUUAAUAAAAUUGUUAAUGAAUUAGUUGCAAGAAUGAAUGGGAAAUUAAAUAUUAAAGAUGUUGAAGUUGCUAGAAUUAAAAAUGAAUUAUAUAGAUUUGUUAAACAAUGA